Messenger RNA from Capronia coronata CBS 617.96, 351 nucleotides. RefSeq lists its product as uncharacterized. The record is from RefSeq and is a predicted model, not a curated record. The transcript has 3 exons. NCBI's taxonomy places the organism in Eukaryota, Fungi, Ascomycota, Eurotiomycetes, Chaetothyriales, Herpotrichiellaceae. The coding region runs from base 1 to 351 and encodes 116 amino acids.
AUGGCACCCAAAGGCCCCUACAAACUUGUGACGGUGAACACGGCACCGGAGCGAGCGAAGCGACUGAUUGGCCGAGUGGUCGAAGACCUGAAAGACCAAUAUACCAUACAACAUAUGGCGAAUUGCGACACUAUCGACGCAGUCGAGCCCACUGUGAAAGAGAUCAAGCCGGAUCUAUUGUUCUGCGCCUCGAUGUGGACUCCCGAAGAGAGUGCACGUAUUCAACAGAUCGGGAAAGACCUUGUCCCUGGGAUCAAGACACACGCUAUCCCCCAGGGAUUGCAGGUCGAGAAAGGUCCAGAUGCUGUGGUCGAGUAUUUGAAGGAGCAGAUUCCUAGGCUACUAGGAUGA